Molecule: messenger RNA, 4798 nt
Organism: Lytechinus pictus (painted urchin)
Lineage: Eukaryota; Metazoa; Echinodermata; Echinoidea; Temnopleuroida; Toxopneustidae
Product: prolyl 4-hydroxylase subunit alpha-1-like
Exons: 15
Coding region: 129-1766 (545 amino acids)
Biological process (GO): peptidyl-proline hydroxylation to 4-hydroxy-L-proline
Cellular component (GO): endoplasmic reticulum
Molecular function (GO): procollagen-proline 4-dioxygenase activity; iron ion binding; protein binding
Source: RefSeq, a predicted model, not a curated record
ACUGUACACGUGGACGAAAUUCAGUAGCGAGAGUUCCUGAUGACACUUUUUGACAGCUCAGCUGGAUUUGAGAAGGAAGUUCUACAUCCCGGUUUAGCAGCUGAAGAUUAGACAGAUAAUCUCUCAAGAUGCUGAAGAUACUAGUAUCCAUCGUCCUACUGAGCCUUUUUGGUCUCUUGACGGUAAAGUCCACCGACCUCUUUACUGCCAUGUCGGACCUAGAGGGUGUCUUUGAUAAAGAGGAAAAAAUGAUUGCAGCGGUGGAGGAGUACAUUCGACAGGAAAGGGAGAGACUUGUCAAGAUCGAGGGCAAGCUGGAAAACCUGAGGCGUCUGAACCGGGAGGGACAAGAAGACAUGGCAUCCUAUCUGAGCCAUCCGUUCAAUGGUUUCUUGCUCAUAAAGAGGUUUAUAUGGGAGUGGGUGGAUCUAGAAAACUGGAUCAAGAUCAGUAUGCCCUCAAGAGAAUACAUCUUCAAUGUGACUGGUCUGCGUAGUAAGCUACCCCAGCAGAGUGAUUUAGAUGGAGCUGCCGAUGCUCUUUGGCGUUUGCAGGACACCUACAAGUUUACACCUGCUUCAUUGAUGGAAGGGGCAAAGAUGGAAGAUAAUCUCAAAGCUCACCAUAGCUUUGAAGUAGGCCGCCUUGCCUACCAUGUCGCCGAUGAUAAAUACCAUGCUAUACCCUGGAUGGAACAAGCCUAUAAGUGGCUCAACAACAAGACCAAGCAAGGUGACUUCUUUAAGCUGAACGAGACAGAAAUUCUCGACCAUCUUGCCUAUGCAAGCUUCUCUGAGGAAAGGUUAGAAGAUGCUGCUGCAUUCACAGACAAACUACUCUUAUUAGCUCCUGACUCUAAACGUUACGCUGACAACAAAGCCUACUACAAAUACCUCCUUGACAAGAAAUACAGACCAAGGGGCGAGACGGGGGACCUUAAAGGACUGUCUUUAGAAGAAGCAGAAGAGGAGGAGGAAGAGGAAGAAAUGGAUGAGGAGGAUCUACGGAACGUUCAUCCUGAUAUUCGGAAGUACAGAGCGCUUUGCAGAGGAGAUGAAGGUGUUGUCAGGUACAUCACAAAGCCGAUGCUUCAGACUUGUAGCUACGCACAUUACAACAAUCCUUUCCUGAUGCUGCAACCAGCGAAAGAAGAAGUAGCCUUUGUCAAACCUAAGAUCAUUGUUUAUCAUGACAUCAUCAGUGACCAGGAGAUAGAAGCACUCAAGAAUUUGGCCAAACCAAGGGUAGGGUGUCUGCUGACCUUUGACCUCAAGAACUCGACAUCAGGCUAUUUAGAACAGACAAAGUUUAGAAUCUGCAAGAGUGGUUGGGUGGCACACAACGAGUCGGAAGUCAUCAGGCGGAUUUAUCAGAGGGUCGGUGCGUACACCGGACUCUCUAUGAAUGCUACAGAGUUCCUGCAGAUAGCCAACUAUGGUUUAGGAGGACAUUACUUGCCACAUUUUGACUUUACAAAGGAUAUUAAAACAACAGAAAAUGGCAACAGAAUAGCAUCCAUGUUAUUUUAUUUGAGUGAUGUUACUAAAGGAGGUGCUACAGUAUUUAUAGACGCAGGGGCAAAAAUCAAGCCUGGAAAGGGAUCUGCAAUCUUUUGGUAUAAUCUUUUCAGAAAUGGAAGAGUGGAUGAGAGGACUAAACAUGGAUCAUGUCCUGUAAUAUCUGGGUCUAAAUGGGUUGCUAAUAUAUGGAUGCGAGAGCACGGUCAGGAGUUCAGACGGCCAUGUGGGAUCGGAAGGAGUGAGUGAGUUACCUAUGAUAUAAUCUUUGGUUCAUCAUAUGAUCUUCAGUCAUCUUGCGAAGCCAUACUUGCCAACCGCACUCUCCAUCUCCACCUCCACAGAUCCGCACAACACAUUGUACAGAGCUGCCAAAGUAGAUAUUUGUUUUGUUUACAUGACACUACAAAUUAUCUUAAUAAAAUAUUAUUCUUUUGAAAAAAUAAAUGAAUAUUUAUAGAUAUAUGUGUCCACAAAUUUUAUAUGUGGGACCAGUAUUUGAGAAACUGUACUUGCUAACUAUGCCUUCCAUCUCCUCUGAUACGGCCAACACAUUCUACUAGUUCAGAUUUUUUUCUGAUGCAAAUUAGUCACAAAGGUUUGUUGAUGAUUUUCCAUGUCGAGGAACCUCUUCAGACUGCAUAUACUGCAGUUUUAUGUCAGUUCAAUAUAUAUUUCAUGGUGCGUCACAGUUUGUGGAAAGUCUUUAUGUACUAUCGCAUGCAAAUUUGCAAAAUUGUUCAAACCCCUUCACAUUUUGGAUGUUCUGUCAAUCAUUCAAGUUGUGAACAAAUAUUUUACGACAACCAAAUCUAACAGCAAAUGUCAAGAUUUAUAAUUCAUGGUGCUGUAUAUCACAAAAAUGUGAGUGGGCCAGAUGAUUUACAAGCAAAUGUUAAUCUAAAAAAUAUAAGAGUUUAUUUUACAAUAUAUCCACUCUUGAGUGGGGAUGCAUCUUUCAAAAGAGGCUGCUUGGCUAAGUCACAUAUGUAUAUGCAUACAAAUGAGAGCAGUUGGAUCACUUAGGUAACAAAUUAUGACAUGCAUUUGUUUAAUUCAACAGAUCUGUUCUUUGAAUAAAAAAUUGCAUAUCCUUUACAUUCAAGAUAAAAUAAAACAUGUAUUUGCUAAUUUAUUAGAGAGAUGAGCAUUUUCAAAUAUAAUUUCUAGGUUAACAUAGCAUGCAUUUUAUGGAAUCCAAGUUCAAAAUCAAUUCACCAAGCAUAGAAUAUGUCAAUUCUGCAGUGAAAAGUGUCACAAAAAUUUGUUUUGCUAUGCAAUGAGAGGAAAAAGAGAAUACAUGUGAAUGAAAUACAAUGAUCUCUCUGGUAUAAUAAGCUGUGCCACAAAUAUUUCACACCGAGUAUGGACUGAAGUAUAUAUUUGGUUAAGAGUCAAACCCAAGUCAACUUUAAUAUGAGAAUACAAAAGAAAGUGAUUCUAUUUUGUGAGUCGUUUUGAAAUUGUGCAUUUAUAGUAAUGUGUUUAUUUUGACAAUUUACUGCCAAUGGCUCUGGUAGCCUCUUUCUUUUCAUUCCUGGAGAGGAAAUUGCACAAAGUUGUUGUUUGGUUUGAAGUCAUUGGCCCGUAUUCUGAAAUCAGGUUUAACUUAGACCACGGUCUAACUCUGUGCUAAAAAUUAUGGGGAGCCAAAAUUACAAAAAUUAUGUUUAUAUUGUAUAUUUCUUAUGUUUACUAUUUUUUCCUUUUGCUUUCUUAAUGAAGAAAAAUACUUAAAUACUUCAGUUAUCAUUCCCAGACAAUUAUGAACAAUUUGAGUGUCCAAUAAGUUCAUAAAUUGGAUGUGUACUGUUAGUGAUUUGUGCCCCAUUUGGCUCUUUAUACUUAAACCACAACUUUAAACCCGAGUUCAGAAUACGGGCCAAAGUAUUAUAACUUUUUAAGUACCUUGAGUUUUUUUUGGACAUGGUGAGACAAAAGCUCACCAAUUUUUUUUGUUGGAUAAAAGGGGUCGAAAACAUGUCUUCUGCCUAUGCAACAGAGGGCUGUGGCCAGUAUAACAUGUGCUGUAUGUGUUUAGACAUACAGGGAAAUGAUUCCUCAGUUAAAAUGGUCAAUUUUGGUGUUAGUAUUUCCAAGAAUAAGUUUCAUAAAUGACAAGUUUCAAUAAUGAUAUUGUUUCAGUCUCCUGUAAUGCUAUAAUAGGAAAACCAUUGAAUACAAGUUUAUUUUUAAAAAUUGAAAACCUUAUAUUUGUAUUAUAAAAUCAUUUGAGCAGUCAAGUUCUUUUUUAUCAUGGAGUUGUUAAGAAGGAGAUGUAACUCUUGUAAUUUAUGCAAAAUGCAUUCAUGGGUGAUUAAGUGUAACAAUGGGAUUUGAAGUUCCACGCUGCAUACCAUUCUUUUGCUGAGGUGAUUUGGGGGAACCCUGUACCAGAUUCAAAUUAAUGAAAAUAGUGGUGAAAUUGCACUACAUGUACAAAUCAUAAAAUUCAUGAUUGAUUUGUGUAAUAGAAAUCAGACAUCACACAGUUUCUCAAUUUUAGCACUAUGCCCAUCUCAUAAUUUUUGUCCCAGAGUUUCAAAGGAAAAUUUGAUUCUUUCCAAAAAAGUUAAUAUACGAGUAUGAUACUUUAAUUUGCAUACUUUUUAAUAUCCUGUCAUUUAAUCCAUGACUUACAAUCUUUGAUGUAAAGUACUUUGCGUUGUAAAAGUGUUUCUAUGUUUUUUUUAUUUUAGAAGUAAAAAAUACAAGUUUGUGUUUGCUCACAGAAUGCAUUACACAUUUGACCAUUAAAAGAACAGCAAAAAUUUCUCAAGAUAUGAUCUGAUGCAUUAGUUUUAAACAUUUAAGAUUCAUGCAUUGUAUCUUAUUACCAGCUGGUUUAUGAUGCGGAUUAAGGCAUAAAUUAUUGGUGGUGUCAAGCAUGGGAUCAAAGGAAAGCGGAUUGAUCCUGCUCCUUCCCAACACCUUCCCGUUUUGAUAAAUAAAGAGAACUUGAUGUGUAGAAUUGAUAGACUUAUGUCAUUGAUUUUGAAUUACAUUAUAUUUUGCAGGGUUUGUAGAUCUUCGUGUAGUAUACUUUGAUUAGAUAGACUUUAUAGAUAUAGUGAUAGAAGGAAUUUCAUAGAGAGUCAAUUACAUGCAUGGUUGAAUACGGUGAUGUGUUUUUCUUUUUAAAUUUUGUGAAUAAAUGUUUGUUCAUUUUCAUUAUGGAAAAUAAUAUUUUUAUAAGUCUAUUAGGUCUAGCGCAUAUUUAGCAAGUAUGUUCUUGUAGGGGAUAUAACUGUUUAGUGAAGUUUUACGAGUGAUUUGAAAUU